CGUAGAUCCAACACUGAAUCAUGCCAGUAGAUGUUGAGAAAUGCACAAGUCAAUUGACAGGAGCUUCUAAAAGUCGAAGGUGGCGAUGUUGGGGUUUCCCCAAAACAGUCUUAGAACGAACUUUGCUGACUAUAUUGUUGCUGAUGUCAACACUAUGCGCUAUUAUGCUUGUUUUAUUGACACGUAGCAGUACGUCCCUCCUCCCCAGAGGUAGGCGAAAUGCAGAGGUCGCAACCGAAAAUGAGUCCGUUUGUCCUGGUAUUUGUGUCACUGAGACGUGUGUCAGAGCUGCGGCAGAACUUCUUAAGAACAUGGACCCUACGGUAAACCCUUGCGAUGACUUUUAUCAGUAUGCAUGUGGAAACUGGCAUCGCUAUCACUCUCUUCCGGCUGAUAGACCCCAGUACAAUACAUUUUCUCUUAUGAAAGACAACUUGAAGACGACACUGAGAGACCUGUUUCAAGAACCAAUCACAGAGAACGACAAUGCGGCCACCGUGAACGUGAAAAACCUUUAUUUGUCAUGUAUGAAUGAAAGUUUGAUUGAGGAACGACGUGAAACGCCACUACUUGAGCUCUUAAAGAACACUGGUGAUUGGCCAGUGAUCUCAUCCAGCUGGACUGAGGAAGAAUUCGAUUGGAUAGAGACCAUAGCCAAUCUUAGGCUGUACAGAGCGGAUAUCCUCAUAGCCCAGUGGGUCGGUCCAGACACCAAGAACGCAUCUGUUCACAUAAUACAACUGGAUCAAGCAGACUUACUUCUACCAGACCGGGACUAUUACAUCAAGAACACGGAGCACCUGAAGGCAUACCUGAAAUUUAUGACAGAUGUGGCUGUUCUACUUGGAGCUGAACCAGAAAUAGCUAAACAUGAAAUGGAUAAAGUGCUGGCAUUCGAAAUCUCGCUAGCUAACGUAGCAUAUGGUAUUGAAAUGGAUAACAUUGUGGUGUCAAAUUACUUAUUGUGGAGGUUCAUCUACAAUCGUGUUAGCUAUCUUGACUCUCGAUUUUUGGAGAAGCAGCAAGAGUUCUUCGGUGCCCUCUCCGGAACGCCAUUAAAACCAGAACGAUGGAGGACCUGCACCCAUUAUGUCAAUAAAUACAUGGGGAUGGCUGCAGGAGCGCUUUACGUAAAAUCGCAUUUUCCCAGUGACAGCAAAGAAACGGCAGAGGAAAUGAUCGAAGAUAUCAAAAGAGCCUUCAUAAACAUACUGGAAGAAAUUGACUGGAUGGACAACAACACGAAACCGGUGGCAAAAAGAAAA
Limulus polyphemus (Atlantic horseshoe crab) is the source of this 1265-nucleotide messenger RNA. Its product is annotated as membrane metallo-endopeptidase-like 1. The transcript has 10 exons. Gene Ontology annotation, cellular component: plasma membrane. Lineage: Eukaryota; Metazoa; Arthropoda; Merostomata; Xiphosura; Limulidae. The record is from RefSeq and is a predicted model, not a curated record. Gene Ontology annotation, molecular function: metalloendopeptidase activity. Gene Ontology annotation, biological process: protein processing. The annotation marks the transcript as partial.